This is a messenger RNA of Rotaria sp. Silwood1, 1170 nucleotides long. The record is from the annotation of a GenBank genome assembly. Lineage: Eukaryota; Metazoa; Rotifera; Eurotatoria; Philodinida; Philodinidae.
AUGAGUGCAUCGCUUAAUGAUGUUCGCAUCUGGAUGACACGAUAUCUCAUGAGUAGUUAUUUAACACUUGGUCUACUUGGCAAUCUAAUUAAUAUAUUCAUGUUUACACGAAAAAAUCCUUUACGAAAUUCAUGUAGUUUAUAUCUUCUUACAAUAUCAAUUGCUCAUAUUUUCAAUGCCAUUGUGGGCGUCGUUCCAACCAUAUACAAUUUAGAUAAUGUGGAUCCAUCUUUAUAUUCAUAUAUUUUCUGCAAACUUCGUGUUUAUACGCAACACUCUGUAAUUAUGUUUAGUCGAACAUUGCUGGUCGUUGCAUGCUUUGAUCGAUUUGCAUUAUGUUCAAAUAACCAACGGUUUCGUUCACUAAAUAAUCCAAAAGUGGCACUUCGCAUUAUUAUUGGACUUUUAAUUGCAUGGCCAUGUAUUAAUAUUUAUAUUCCAUUGGUAACAAUGUUUACUGUCAAUGGUUGUCUAAUGACGGAUUUAUCUGCUGUUAUUUGGGGUAUUUAUACUGUUAUAGUACCAGGUAUUCUUACGCCAUUAUCAAUGAGCAUAUUUAGUUUACUGGCUAUACGAAAUCGUCGUCAUUUACAAGAACGACUUAAUGGCACUAGAAAUAAUGCUAACAAACGUGACUAUACACUUAUGAUUAUGUUGUUGGGUGAAGUAUUGGUUUAUGUUACAUGGACAAGUCUCUUUCCGGCAACAACUCUAUAUAAAGCAGUUACAACUAAUGUAGUCAAAAGUGUUCAAAGGCAACAAAUCGAAAAUUUCAUCAUAUUUUUGGGCAGCACUUUUUUACCCUUUCUUGUUCCAUCUUCAACAUUCUACAUCUUUAUUAUAGCUUCACGUAGCUAUCGAAAAGAAUAUGCUAUCAUUAAGAAUAAUAUUGUUGAUGCACUUUAUCGUCAUAUAAUUCAUACUAAGAUCAAUAGGAGCGGUACAACUGUUCCUGUGUUAACUCAACAUCAUAAUGCAAUGAGUCUUGCAUUUUUCUACAGUGAAUGUAUUCAAUUUCUUGCUGGUUUAUUUGAAUUUCGCUCUGGAAAUAAUUUUCAUGCACUUACAUUUUUUUCUUAUGCUGGUUAUCGAUUUAGACUUGGUUUUCUUCAUGCUACUAUACGAAUAGAUGCAACAGCGAGCAACUCUUUCUUUACUUAUCAAACAUAA